GCAGCGUGUUGCAGCCUGAGUGGCCGGAUGUGGUUCAGUUCGUUAUGGGCCGACAGAACCGACGGCGUCUUUAGAGGGCAGCGCCGACGGAGCGAGCGGAUAAUUCCAUCUGACGUCCAUCGCAGAGAGAGACACAUCCAGGCCUGCCAAGGGUUCAAAACUCCGUCCAGCAUGAGCAACUCCGCCCCCUCCUUCCCCUUCCCCACCUCCGAACCCAACGACACGAACAUCGAAAAUGAGAGCGUGGUGAGCAACGACUUCUCCACCACCCUGGGCGCCCUCAUCCUCGGCGUGGUCUUCCUCGUGGGCGUCCCCGGCAACUUCUUCAUCGUCUGGAGCAUCCUGGCGCGCACCCGGCGGCGCUCGGUCACCACCCUCCUCAUCCUCAACCUGGCGGUCGCCGACGGCUCCCUGAUGGCCAUCACCGUCUUCUUCAUCGUCUACCUGGCCAAGCAGUCGUGGGUCUUCGGCGAAGUCAUGUGCAAAGGGCUGUUCUACCUGUGCAACACCAACAUGUACGCCUCCAUCUUCCUGAUCACGCUGAUGAGCGUGCACAGGUUCGUGGCGGUGGUGCUGCCGAGGAGGAUGUCCUCCCUGAUCACCAUGAAGGUGGUGAGGAGGGUGAUCGUGUGCACGUGGGUGUCGGUGAUGGUCAUUUCCAUCCCCUCGCUGGUGUUUCGAGACGUCAGGGAGGACCGCGACGAGAACAACAUAACGAGACACGUGUGCACGCCCAAUCACACGCGGCCUCAACACGUGCGGUUCCAGUACGCCUUUGAGACGGUGGCGGGAUUCAUCCUCCCGUACGCCGCCAUCAUCACGUGCUACGUGCUCAUCCUGAGGCGCCUCAGGCAGACCAAGUUCCGCAGAAAGGUGCGGAGCGAGAACCUCAUCCUGGCCAUCGUGGUGACUUUCGGCAUUUUCUGGCUGCCGUACCACGUCAUCAACAUGAUGCAGGUGGCGGCUCAGUGGUACAAGGAGGAUUCGCCCAAAAGACACAGACUGGACCACAUCACCCAGUCCAGUCGGGCGGUGACCUCCGCUUUGGCCUUCAUCAGCAGCUGCGCCAACCCCAUCCUCUACACCUUCGCCGGGAAGUCCUACAUCAGGCAGAACGGCUUCGCCUUCAUGGCUCGGCUCUUCGAGGGGACGUCGCUGGACCCGACGGGGAACAAGAAGGGCAAAGACGGCGUUGGACUCACCACCGUCGACUCCACAAGCGGCUCGGGACCUGGAAUCCAUAUCAUGCCGAACGGGAGUUGAGCGCUUAAAUUACUUGGUGCACGGGAGAAUUUGAACGAACGCAAGGGGAACUUUUAGAUUGUAAAACGCAAAAUCCGAGAAAAUAAUCGUUUUGUAGACUGAUGGUGUUGAAAGUUUUACUGGUAGGCAGCUGUAUAAGGACAAGGCAUUUAACUACUGAUAAUCAGGACUGUAAAUACACAAGCUGACAAAAUGCCUUUUGUUUACUGAUUGAGAUUCAAACUAGCUCAGAUAAAAUUAACCAACACCACUAAAGUUACUAUUAAAGAUAUUGUCAGAAAGGCUUAUUUUAACUAAAGUUUCACAUCAGUUAAUAGGAAUGUUUAGCUCAUUUUUUUUUAAUUAUUUCACCUGCAGCGUCAUGGUUCUGGGUUGAAUUGAAAAAAAGCCAUCCAAGGAAAAGUAGACUGCAUUAAAUAUGGUUACUCAUUGAAAGAUUA
Messenger RNA from Pungitius pungitius (ninespine stickleback), 1703 nucleotides. It is a transcript of the gene ltb4r2b, whose product is annotated as leukotriene B4 receptor 2b. NCBI's taxonomy places the organism in Eukaryota, Metazoa, Chordata, Actinopteri, Perciformes, Gasterosteidae. Gene Ontology annotation, cellular component: plasma membrane. The coding region runs from base 28 to 1263 and encodes 411 amino acids. The transcript is spliced from 5 exons. Gene Ontology annotation, molecular function: G protein-coupled receptor activity; complement component C5a receptor activity. The record is from RefSeq and is a predicted model, not a curated record. Gene Ontology annotation, biological process: positive regulation of cytosolic calcium ion concentration; inflammatory response; phospholipase C-activating G protein-coupled receptor signaling pathway.